UCUAAGCCUGUUCUGGUCACCUUUUUGGAGCAAAUGAAGGAGUGCUGGAUUGCGAACACGGAGAAGACAGUAUCUGACAGUAUUCCCACAGUUGUCUCAUCUGAAGACAAUCAGGCCUUGUUGAGAAAGCCGGGGAUGGAAGAUUUAUUCUCUGAAGUAAUACUGAGUACAUGUAAUGAAGGUAGAAGUUACCAAGGUAAAGAACACUGGAAAAAAUUUGACCAUGGGUUUAAUCCUUACAAACUGGAGAAUCUUCAGCUGCCACACAACCAUUGUAAUGGCCAGAAACUCUUUGAGAAAAUAUCAAAUUACAGUACACAUGAGGUUAUUCCUAUCGUGGAGAAAACAAACAAACAGCGUAAUGGUGUCCAGUCUUUGAAGCAGUCCUGCAGUCACAUUAAACAAGGGAAUGUUGGUAGCAGCGAAGUCACUUACAAAUGUGAACCGUGUAGCAAAGUCUUCAGUCUUAUACUCAAUCAAAAUAGACAUCUUGAGAAAUGCCAGACUGGAGAAAACCAUUCUGAAUAUAAAGAAUGUGGAAAAACAUUCAGUCAAACUUCAGGUCUUACUGUACAUGAGAAAAUUGAUACUGGAAAGAAGUUUUCCAAAUGUAAAGCAUGUGGCAAAGUGUUUAAAGGGCAUUCAUGCUGUACUUCACAUGAGAAAAGAAUUCAUACUGGGGAGAGACCUUACCAGUGCAGAGAAUGUGGAAAAGCCUUUAGCCAGCCCUCAGGACUUAUUCAACAUCAGAAAACUCAUUCUGGGGAAAAGCCUUAUAAAUGUAGAGAAUGUGGUAAAGUCUUUAGGAAAUUAUCAUACCUUACGCGGCAUGAGAAAAUUCAUACGGGAGAAAGGCCUUAUAAAUGUAGGGAAUGUGGUAAAGCAUUUACCCAGUCCUCAGGGCUUAUUCAACAUCAGAAAACUCAUACUGGUGAAAAGCCUUAUAAAUGUAGAGAAUGUGGUAAAGCCUUUAGCAAGUUAUCAUACCUUACACGACAUGAGAAAAUUCAUACAGGAGAAGGACCCUAUAAAUGUAUAGAAUGUGAUAAAGCCUUUAUGUGGUUGUCAGACCUUACACGACAUGAGAGCAUUCAUACUGGUGAGAAGCUUUAUCAAUGUAGAGUGUGUGGUAAAGCUUUUAACCAGUCUUCAAAACUUAAAUGCCAUCACAGAAUUCAUACUGGAGAGAAGCCAUAUAAAUGUAAAGAAUGUGGUAAAGCCUUUCGCCGGUCCUCAGCCCUUUUUUACCAUCAGAAAAUUCAUACUGGAGAGAAGCCUUAUCAAUGUAGGGAAUGUGGUAAAGCCUUUAGCCAGUUCUCAGGACUCAUUCAACAUCAGAGAAUUCAUACUGGGGAAAAGCCUUAUAAAUGUAGAGAGUGUGGUAAGAACUUUGCCCGGUGCUCAUCACUUUAUCAACAUCACAGAAGUCACUCAGGAGAAAAGCCUUAUGAAUGUAGUGAAUGUGGUAAACACUUUGCCUGGUCCUCAAAACUUAAUCAACAUCAGAGAAUUCAUUCGGGGGAGAAGCCUUAUAAAUGUGCAGAAUGUGGUAAAGCCUUUACGGAGUCCUCAAUCCUUAAUAAACAUCAGAGAGUUCAUACUGGGGAGAAGCCUUAUAAAUGUGCAGAAUGUGGUAAAGAGUUUGCCUGGUACUCAUCACUUUAUCUACAUCAGAGAAUUCAUUCAGGAGAGAAGCCUUAUAAAUGUAGAGAAUGUGGUAAAGGCUUUUCCCAGUCCUCAAAACUUAAUCAACACCAGAGAAUUCAUGCUGGAGAGACUUAUGAAUGUAGAGAAUGUAAUAAAACAUUUGGGUGUUCCUCAACCCUUAUUCAACAUCAAAGAAGUCAUCCUGAAAGAAAGCCUAUCAUACGUACAGAGUGUGGUGAAUCCUUUAGCAAAUCCUUAAAUCCUACUCAACGUCAGAAAAUUCAUACUGGAGAGAAGCCUUAUAAAUAUAGAGAAUGUAAUAAAGCUUUUAGCCCAUCCUCAAAACUUAAUCGGCAUCAGAGAUUUAAAAUGGGAGAGAAGACUUGAAAAUGCAGUAAAUGUAGCAAAGCCUUUAGGUGUUCCUGAAAUCUUAAUAGACAUCAGCAAAUUUAUAGUGGAGAGAAGCCUUCUAAAGGUAGAGAAUCUGGCAAGGGGCUUAGCCAGUCCUCUCACCUUUCUGAACAUCAGAAUAUUCAUACUGGAAAUAAUGUAUAUUAUGUGGUAAAGCCAUUAGGCUGUCCUCUUACCUUACUAACAUGACAGACUUCAUGGAGGAUAAGAACUACAAGUGUAGGAAAUGUGUCAAAGCUUUUCACCUGUGCUCAGUACUUCCUCAACAUUGGAGAAUUGAUGCUACAGAGAAAGAAUAAAAUUUGAAAAACUUGACAAUACCUUUUAUCAUUAUUCAGCUGCAGUCAGUGCCCCUGCCUGGUUUGGGGUCCAGUCCCCAGCUGGGGGCAUGGGGGGUGAGCAACUGAUUGACACAUCUCUCCCAUGUUAAUAUUUCAUUCCCUUCUCUCUAAAAUUAAAUGAAAUCUUGGCUGUUUGUUUUGCUUAAGAAUUUAGUUAUUUAUUUUCAGAGAGAAGGAGAGAAACUCAUUGUGUGGUUGCCUCUUGCCUGCCCCCUACUGGAGACCAGCAACCCAGGCAUGCACCCCGGACUGGGAAUGGAACAUGGGACUCUGGUCUGUAGGCCUGUACUCAAUCCCCUGAGCUAUACCAGCCAGGGCAAAAUCUUGUUUUUUAAACUAAAGCAUAUUUAUUUAUUUUGCACUAAGUUUAUCUUAGCAUAUACUAAAUUGUGUCAUCAUCCCCCACUCCAACUUGAAGAAGGAUUAGUACAAAUAUGAAGAUUAACUGACAAAAACUUUCUUCAAAAUCAUGAUAACAAUGUUUAAGUAAGAAAGGGGUGGGAAUUAUGGGAUUUUCAGAUGGAAGAAGAUUAAUACAUAUCAUCUAACACAUUCAGUGUUGACUAGAGUGAACCAAAAUGUAAAACAGGAUUACUGUAAUAGAAAACUUUUAGUACAGAUUGCAGUACACACCUGUGUUCCAAGCCCUUCCCCAGCCAUCUAAUGCUUCCAGCACAACUGCUUUCCAGCCUGUAAAACCUUUUUUAAAAAGUUAAGAAGAAUUGCUACUAGAUAAAACUUUAAAAAGAAGAUUUAGAAACAGUUUAGCUAAAUCACAGCCACACUGUCUCUCAGGGAAUGUACACUGCGAUGGAAUUAUGUGUUCAUCACAAAGAAUGAACAGCUUCAAAAUAUGCAGUUCACAAGAACCCAUGGAAUUUAUGCCUGAAAGUUGCUAUCUAGUGUUCUGGACCGCUCUUCCUGGUUUUAGGAAUUGUUACCCUAACCCCCUGCCCCGUGGCUAAGGAUGAGCGAGCACCCUCUGGAAUUCGAGCCACAGGAGACAAAGGUGGUCUCUGGUAGCAAAUGCUCCCUCAGCUUCCUCUCCCUUCCCCUAAAACUUGGUCAGAAGUCAAUGACAGGUAAGUCUCACAACAGGGAGUGACCUAAGUCAGACUCAAUCACUUGGAAGGCCAUCAUGGAAGGACUUGGGGGGCUGCAACAAACAGGGAGCAAUAGACCCGUGCCCUUUGGCUAUGUGAGGUAGCCAGAGUCCCCAUGUCCUCUGGGAGAAGUGGGUCCUGGCUCUAAUCCCCUUAAGCCUGAAUACCUGUUGGGAGGGGUGCAGCUUUUUGCCUUGCCAAAGCAUGUUUGAGGGAAAAUCUGUUACCACAAAGAAUUACUUAAAAACCUGUGAAAUCUGCUCUGCUAAGAGUGCUUUCAUUCAUAUGAUAAGGGUCUGAGAGAAAAUGAGUGUCUCCCAAAGUUUCUGAAAAACUCUCAUCCUGACAGACACUGACUCAGAAUAAGCCCUCAGAUUUCUUUGAAAUGUUGUCUACUGUUUGAUCCUUGCCAAUCCUGACAGACACUGACUCAGAAUAAGC
Molecule: messenger RNA, 3943 nt
Organism: Artibeus jamaicensis (Jamaican fruit-eating bat)
Lineage: Eukaryota; Metazoa; Chordata; Mammalia; Chiroptera; Phyllostomidae
Product: zinc finger protein 883-like
Biological process (GO): regulation of transcription by RNA polymerase II
Cellular component (GO): nucleus
Molecular function (GO): DNA-binding transcription activator activity, RNA polymerase II-specific; RNA polymerase II cis-regulatory region sequence-specific DNA binding
Source: RefSeq, a predicted model, not a curated record